CCUGUGUGGAGCUGGAUGGAACAUUCCUCCUCCCCCUGUUGUAAAUGGUAUGGUCCGGAGAGCGUCUCGUCGUCAUGGCAGCAGAAGAAGCGGAGAAAGGACCUAAUCGCGGGGCUGCGGCAUGGCUGGAGUGUCGGGGGGCGCUGACCCUGUGGGCCGCCUUCUGGUUCAGGUUCAGAAUGACUUGGAACACUUAAAGAAGAAACUGGUGCGCACAAGUCAAGAGAAUGGCGUUACUGUGGAUGUGCAGCACCUGGAGACUGCUAUUCAAAGGACCGAACUGGGAUUAAAGAAGCACACCCAGGACUACCUGAAUUACGUCAGCUGCAGCCCAAUGACCAUUGUGCAGGACAACAAGGAGAAGUAUCCACCACAUGUCUAUAAAUGGGCUCCUCAAUUUGAAGCUGCAAAACUCAACCAGAAACCACUUGUGCCAGAUGUACAAGAUACUAGAGCAAAUGCUUCAGCAAGACAUACAUCACCGGGACAGCAGCACAAGCUGACCCGGAGCACACGCAUCGUAUGUAACCCCGAGAACGUGACUCACCGCGACCUGCUCAGCCAGAGCUAUGGGAUCAGCCUGCCCCUGAUCAGCUGCAAACCAAAAACAUCUGUGCCUAUUGAGAGGAUUGCCAGAGGCCCCACUGUCAGUCAUCUGUCGGUACUACCAGCCUCCCAUCGUAUGGACGCCUCUCUGCCUCCACCACCGGUGCAUGAAAAAGACAUGCAGAAAGGAAUCCUGAGUCUGAUACAGAGAGGCCUUAUUCCUCCAGCCGCUCGUCUUACCUUGGUCCCUCCUGCUAUAAAGCCACAAUCUCUGGCCCUGCAUGGUCCCCAUGCGAGAAGAGCAGCCGCACUUACACAAGGCAAAGCCAGAAAUUCUAUCAAGACAGAAGACCAUUCUUUUGAAGCCGACCACAUCCAGGAGAACGCUUACAGCCACUUUGAUGAUUCUGAUAGUCAGCUACCAGAAAGUGGUCUGGAGACACCUUCAACACCUCAUAACGUGUCAGCCAAAACUACAAGAACAUCUACAAAUGCAUUGCGGAGGGAGCAGCAGGGCUACAUAUCUCCAGAGUCACAGGAUUCAUGGGCAUUGUCUCCAGUUACUCCAGACACUGGCCACUGUUUCACCAUCCAUAACGGUGUAAUUGAUCCCAAAGCUGAAGACUUCCUAGCCUUUAACCAGUAUUACUGCCUCAGCUGGGGCAGUUUUACGACCUUUUUGGAGAGCUUACAGAGGUUACUCCAGGACUAUGCCAUACCUAUGGCAGUGAUAAAUGGAGACAAGAUGAGAGCAGCAACACUAGAUCAAGAGCUGGGUAGGACACCAUCCGUAUCCCAGCUUCUGUCUGUGCUAGAAAACAGAUCUUGGGUUCAGAAACUCAUGGGGCGAACUGGACAGCGUUAUAAGGGAAGAGAUGGGAAGGAGGCAGCCGCACGGAAGGUCCAGGCCACAUGGCGAGGCUACAGAGAGAGAGUGGCGUAUCUAGCUUAUCGACGGCAGAGGUGGGCCGCCGGCGUUCUUGCAAUUGCUUGGCUCCUGCAUGUACAAAGAUCCCGUGUAAAGAAGAUGCUACAAGAGUCCAGUGAACGUCACUUACAGAACUUCCGAACCCGAGCCAAGCAUCUGGCAUCCAACUGGAAUCACAUCAGGACGUGCAGGAGGAGCAUUAUCCAUAUCCCAUCAUUAGGCUAUACGGAAAAGCAGAGAACUCGAACCCACGACCUGCAUAUCCAGCAGAACCUGCAGAUAGGGCGACUGUGCGACAUAACAGACCCCAACGUGGACGUCAUCUAUAUUUCCCCUGUGAAAGUGGAUGCGGAGACAGAGCCAUAUUACCGCAAGCUUCUCGGUCUGCGGGCAGCAGUAUUAUCUGGGAACCCCCAGGAUGCCAGCGAGCUGCAUGACCGAUUUACCAUCCUCACCCCUGAGGCUGUGGACACAUUCCCUAACCAUCACAUGUGCCUUUCCACUCUACUCAAGUACAGUCCAAAGACCUUGCACCGUAUUCGGAACUUGACGCAAGGGCGGGAGACCUACAUUGUUGGAAGAGUCCCCCAUACUGAUGAUUUGGCCGUGGCAGAAAUGCUUGGUGUCCCUAUCCUAGGCACUGAGCCCAAAGUGACACACCUCUAUAGCACCAAGUCUGGAAGUAAGCGCAUCUUUGCAAGUGCCAACAUCCCCACUCCGCCAGGAGAAUAUGACAUCUAUAACCAAGAACAGUUCUUCAGUUCUCUGAGCCAACUUAUAGUCGAUAAUCUGCUGGUGACCCGCUGGUUAUUCAAAGUGGACCAUGAAUUUGGCAGCAACGGGACCGCUUUUUGUGACAUCGCUGCCCACCUUCCAUGUUAUGCCUGGGCAGUGAAAGAGCGUCAGCAGUACAAGGGUGAAACCUGGAAGCAGAAGUGGGUACAGGAAAAGGUUCUGCAGAGGAUUGCGCAGGAACUGCCACCGAUCUUGGAACACUAUGCACAGCCGGUGAACAGAAACCAUUAUCCAACAUGGGACAAGUUUCUACAAGCAUUAGUGAGCCAAGGAGGAAUUAUUGAGGCUUUCCCACCAGCAGAGAGUAUUACCUGCCUUACUAUAGAUCUACUGAUCAACCCAGAUGGAGAAAUCCAGAUGUUGUCCUGCGGGGACCAGAUUCACAGUUCAAGCCCAUUGCAGUGCGUAGGGAGCUCCGUCCCACAGUGCUCAGUGGCCCCUGAUAUACUGACGUCAAUGUGCCGUGGUAUUGGAGAGGCCUGCAAAACCCGUGGUGUACUUGGAUACUUGUCUGUAGAGCUAGUAACAUUCAUAGACCCUCAAAGCCUUGAGCAACAGAUAUGGGCAACAGACUUAGACUUGUGUUACAGUGAUCAACUAGCAAUGACCCAGCUCCUGCUCUACCUCACCAAUGGGACACUAGAUUGUAGAAACAGCCGCCUGACUGUGCCAGCUCCGCCAAAGAAAGUGGGACGCUCCAGACACAAAGCUCAACCAGCAGAGACUAUGAUUUUAGACCGAGUUGCCGUUCUCAGCACACGCUUGGUUCACACAAACCUUUCGCUUGUCUAUUACAAUGUCUUCUUCCAGAUGUGUAAAGCCCAUGGUAUUGGUUAUGAUGUGAAGGAAAAAGAAGGGACAGUGUUUGCGCUAUUGGAAAACCAGAAAAGGCAUCGCAUAGGAAUGAUGAGCAUAGCUGAGGACCUCCAGGGAGCAUUGAUGACCUUUGCACGCAAUCUGUUCAUCAUCCAUCAGGAAAUAUCAGCCCCUAACAUGCAGGGAGAAACUAAUUUCAAGGAAACAGUGCAGGAAAUUGAAUCAAUUCUUGGAGUUACAGAAGAAAAUAAACUGAAAUUUGAAGAAUAAUGUUAGCCCUCUAAACCUAAAGUUCAGUGAUGGACUAUCCUCACUCCAAGGUCAACUGUGACGGGAAACGAUUACGGAAGAAAGAGCAUAUUAACCAGCACUUAAUCCAGAUUAUGGAGCAGAUCAUUCUAUUUUAAUCACCAUUGACAAUGUAUAUGUAGUUAACAUAUAAUUGUAUUUUCUUUAAUCUGGUACAAGGUGGGUAUUAGGUAAAUCCUAACUAACAAGGGCUGGCUUUCUAGGUUAAAUAAGGACUAUACUUAGCACAGAAAUAAACGUGCAAGCCGACAACAUGCAUGGACAUCCUUUUUGGAAUCAACUGGACUGUAUAAUAAAGGUGUAU
This is a messenger RNA of Bufo bufo (common toad), 3698 nucleotides long. It is a transcript of the gene IQCH, whose product is annotated as IQ motif containing H. The coding region runs from base 122 to 3355 and encodes 1077 amino acids. Gene Ontology annotation, molecular function: protein binding. The record is from RefSeq and is a predicted model, not a curated record. The transcript has 21 exons. NCBI's taxonomy places the organism in Eukaryota, Metazoa, Chordata, Amphibia, Anura, Bufonidae.